Messenger RNA from Oryza brachyantha (malo sina), 2639 nucleotides. Its product is annotated as long-chain-alcohol oxidase FAO2-like. Gene Ontology annotation, molecular function: flavin adenine dinucleotide binding; long-chain-alcohol oxidase activity. The coding region runs from base 60 to 2345 and encodes 761 amino acids. The transcript is spliced from 4 exons. The record is from RefSeq and is a predicted model, not a curated record. NCBI's taxonomy places the organism in Eukaryota, Viridiplantae, Streptophyta, Magnoliopsida, Poales, Poaceae.
CGCACUCGCCGGCGCCGCCCGUCGUCACGUCACACCACCGGAGGAGGGCGAGCUCAGGAAUGGCGGCGGCAGCGAGGGGCCACCCGCUGCUGCGGGGAGGGGCGAGGCGGGAGCGGUACACGCACGGGCUUCGGCCGGCGCAGAUGGAGGCGCUCCGCGCCGUCUGCGGCGCGUUCGUCCCGUCGCUGCCCGCUGCGGCGGAGGAGGAGGGCCGCGGCGGCCGCGCCGCCGAAGACAAGGACCUCGAGCGGUUCUACCUCGCCUCCGCCGCCGACUCCGCCAUCCCCGACGAGGUGGCGGAGCUGAUGGUGAACCGGUGCGCGUGGGAGGCGGUGGCGCUGGUCACCAUCGUGCUGUGGCUGCUGACCACGAGGGUGGGCACGCUGCUGCUGUGCGGCGGCGCGAGCGUCGUCUCCGGCGGCGGAUGGUGGUUCCCCCGCGUGAGGAGGUACGCCGACUUGCCGCCGGAGCAGCGGGAGGCGGCGCUGCGGCGGUGGAACACCACGCGGUGGCUGUUCCCGCUCAAGAUCACCUUCACCGUCAUCAAGAUCAUCUGCCACUUCGUCUUCUACACCACGGUGGACCAAACUUACUCACUGGAUGAGAAAUCCAACAACCCAACAUGGAAGGCGAUCGGGUACAGCGUGCAACGGAGGGAACGAGCACCGGCGACGCCGUCGCCGUCGCCGUCGCGGCGGCCGCUCGACGACGGCGUGGUGGAGACGAGGCGGCUGGACGACAACACCCUGCUCAGGUCGCUCGUGGAGAAGGGCCUCGCGGUGAAGACGAGCGCGGCCGCGCACCACACGGUGCAGUGCGACGCUGUCAUCGUCGGGUCCGGCUGCGGCGGCGGCGUCGCUGCGGCCGUGCUCGCGUCGAAGGGGUUCAAGGUCGUCGUCGUCGAGAAGGGGGACUACUUUGCCGCGGAGGACUACACCUCUCUCGAGGGCCCCUCCAUGGAGCGGCUCUACGAGAAGGGAGGCGUGUUCGGCACGUCCAAUGUCACGACGAUCCUGUUCACCGGCGCCACGGUCGGCGGCGGCUCGGCGGUGAACUGGUCGGCGUGCAUCCGCACGCCGGCGGAGAUCAGGGAGGAGUGGUCGCGCGAGCAUGGGCUGCCGGUGUUCGCGAGCCCCGGGUACGCGCAGGCCAUGGACGCGGUGUGCGACCGGAUCAAGGUGACCGGCGGCUGCGAGGAAGAGGGGUUCCAGAACAAGGUGCUCCGCCGCGGCUGCGAGGCGCUCGGGAUGCCCGCCGAGGCCGUGCCUCGCAACUCGUCGGAGGGGCACUUCUGCGGCAGCUGCAACCUCGGGUGCCCCACCGCCGACAAGCGCGGCACCGACACGACGUGGCUCGUCGACGCCGUCGAGCGCGGCGCCGUCAUCCUCACCGGGUGCAAGGCCGAGCACUUCAUCCUCGAGAGGAACCCCGGCGGGAGGGGCGGCCGGAGCAAGAGGUGCGUCGGCCUGAUGGCGACGUGCACGAGCGGCGGGGUCACCAAGAAGCUCCGCAUCGAGGCGAAGGUGUCCAUCUCGGCGUGCGGCGCGCUCAUGACGCCGCCGCUGCUGCGCAACAGCGGGCUCAAGAACCGCCACAUCGGCCAGAACCUGCACCUCCACCCGGUGUCCAUGGCGUGGGGCUACUUCCCGGAGAACAACAACCAGCAGGCGGCGGCGCCGCUCACCGGCAAGUGCUACGAGGGCGGCAUCAUCACCAGCAUGCACCGCGUCACGGAGCGCACCAUCAUCGAGACGCCGGCGCUCGGCCCGGGCGCGUUCUCCGCCGUGGUGCCGUGGGAGUCCGGCCGCGACAUGAAGGAGCGGAUGCGCCGGUACGCGCGCACGGCGCAUACGUUCGCGCUGGUCCGCGACCGCGGCUUCGGCGCCGUCGACGGCGAGGGCCGCGUCCGCUUCUCCUCGAGCCGCGACGACACCGAGGAGCUCCGCGCCGGCCUGCGCCGCGCGCUGCGCAUCCUGGUGGCCGCCGGCGCCACCGAGGUGGGCACCCACCGCAGCGACGGGCUCCGUCUCCGGUGCAAGGGCGUGCGCGACGAGGACCUGGAGGCGUUCCUCGACGAGGUGACCAUAGAGAAGGGGCCCAUGUACCCGGGCUCCGACAAGUGGGCCAUCUUCUGCUCGGCGCACCAGAUGGGCAGCUGCCGGAUGGCCGCGAGCCCCCGCGACGGCGUCGUCGAUGGCGCCGGCGAGAGCUGGGAAGCCGAGGGCCUCUACGUCUGCGACGGCAGCCUGCUCCCCACCGCCGUCGGCGUCAACCCGAUGAUCACCAUACAGUCCAUCGCCUACUGCCUCUCCAAGGACAUCGCCGACAACACGCUGUCGCACUGAUCCAUCGAUCCAUUGCUAUCUUCGUCGCCAUUUCUGCAUCCAAAAAAUUGCAUCUUUCGCUUGAGUUGAUGUGCCUCUCGAUCUCAACUAUGCACAUGAUUUAAUUGUACUUUGGUGAUUAAUCUCGAUUCGUAUCUACUAUACACCAGCAUGUUUAUUGAUUCACGUAAGUGUGCAGUGCAAGAGGUCUCAAUCACAAUCAUACAACGGCAAUAUCGUGGAUUUUAGGUUUGGGUGACGGUUCUUCAUCUCCUAUUUGAGCAGACAUUGAAAACUGAAAUUGAAAUUGCCCAA